AUGGCAAUCACAACAAGACCCACAAGAACUAAACUUAAACGACAACACCCAAUCAGGUCCAAGUACAAGCAAGAAGAGACGAAUAUCCAGAAAGCCACAAACAUCAAACCCGAAUUCCACCAUGUAACCAGAGAAAAAAGAAGUCAAAGUCUUGGGAAAACCGGUGGUGAAAAGAAAUUUCGAGGAUGUACCAUCUGGUUUACAGGUCUGUCUGGAGCAGGAAAAACCAGUAUCUCUUUUUCUCUGGAAGAACGCUUAGUCACUAGCGGCGUGCCUUCUUACAGCUUAGAUGGUGACAAUAUUAGACAUGGACUCAAUAAAAAUUUGGGAUUUUCAGAAGUAGAACGACAGGAAAAUAUUAGAAGGGUUGCAGAGGUUGCUCGACUGUUUGCAGACGCAGGACAUAUAUGUCUCUGCAGUUUUAUAUCGCCGCAAACAGCUGACAGAAAUAUGGCCAGAGCAAUCCAUCAAAAAAGUGGUUUGCCCUUCUUUGAAGUCUUUGUAGAUACUCCAUUAGAAGUUUGCGAACAAAGAGAUGUUAAAGGACUUUAUAAAAAAGCUCGAGACGGAAUAAUCAAAGGAUUUACGGGAAUAGAUCAAGCGUACGAGAAACCAGAACAUCCAGAAUUGGUACUUAAAACUACAAAUUCUUCCAUAGAAGAAUCGGUGGAUAUGGUGUUGGAGUUGUUGCAAGAGCAGGGUAUUUUACCAAACAUGCCAAUUAUGGUACAAUCCAGUAAUCCAAAUGGACACCUUCAAGAUAUUGUGGUUCCAGAAUUAUUCGUGAAAGAAGAGAAAUUAAAUGAUGUUUUAACAGAAGCUCAAAAUUUACCAAAACUCGAUAUCGGCACUGUAGAUUUACAAUGGCUACAAAUUCUAAGCGAAGGUUGGGCAUACCCGUUAAGAGGUUUUAUGAAAGAAAACGAGCUAUUGCAAGUCUUACAUUUCAACACCAUCGAGAAAAAUGGAGAAAAAGUUAACCAGAGCGUUCCAAUAGUUCUGGCUAUUAGUAACAGUGAUAAAACAAGAUUGGAAAGAUGUAAAGCCAUUUCUAUCUAUCACAAUAAUGAACUGUAUGCUGUUCUUAGGGAUCCAGAGAUCUAUUAUAACCGAAAAGAAGAAAGAAUUGCCAGGCAGUUCGGUACUGUCGAGAAGAGCCAUCCCUAUAAUAAAAUGAUCUACGAGUCAGGCGAUUGGCUGCUCGGAGGCGACUUAGAUGUUUUAAGACCAAUAAAAUGGAACGACGGAUUAGACCACUACCGUCUAACUCCGAAUCAACUCAGACAAAAAUUCAAGCAACUGGAAGCUGAUGCCGUCUUCGCGUUUCAACUUCGGAAUCCCGUUCACAACGGACAUGCUUUGUUAAUGACAGACACACAUCGUCAAUUGCGAGAAAGAGGAUAUAAAAGGCCAGUUUUGCUAUUGAAUCCAUUGGGAGGUUGGACUAAGGAUGACGAUGUUCCUUUGAAAAUUAGAAUGCACCAGCACCAAGCGGUUUUGGAGCAAAAUAUUCUGAAUAAGGAUUUCACCGUUUUGGCUAUAUUUCCUAGUCCUAUGAUGUACGCUGGGCCUAAUGAGGUGCAAUGGCACGCUAAAGCUAGAAUGAUCGCUGGUGCGAACUUCUACAUAGUAGGCCGUGAUCCCGCUGGAGUUCCUCAUCCUCGUGGAAAAGAAGCUUCUCCAGAUGGGAAUCUAUAUGACGCAACGCACGGUGGACGCGUUCUCAAAGCGGCACCAGGACUCAAUUCGUUAGAAAUUAUCCCAUUUCGAGUGGCAGCUUACGAUACGACGAAGAAGAAAAUGGAUUUCUUUGAGCCAGAAAGAAAAGAUGAGUUCGAUUUUAUUUCUGGUACCAGGAUGAGAAAAUUUGCUCGAACUGGAGAAAAUCCACCAGAGGGAUUCAUGGCACCAAAAGCAUGGGAAAUAAUUGCAAAUUACUACCAGUCACUUGAGAUUAAGCAUUAAAUAAACUUUAGAAGCCUAAUUCAAAAAAAAAAAAACUCAAGUGAAUAAUGUUACACAAAUUAAAUAUACCUAUUAUACUCGUAGAGAUGAGUACGUUUUCACGACCAAAUCAUAAUGAAAGAUUGAGAACCUAAAUGGGAUUUAAAUGAUCGUGAAAACGUUCUAACAUAAAAAAGUAUGUUUGUAUUAUAAGUAUAAAUAUUUGUAUAUGUUAUGUUGUUAAGAUGCAA
Molecule: messenger RNA, 2195 nt
Organism: Psylliodes chrysocephalus
Lineage: Eukaryota; Metazoa; Arthropoda; Insecta; Coleoptera; Chrysomelidae
Source: the annotation of a GenBank genome assembly